AAAGCGAAACCGACCUUUCCCCCUUCUUCUCCCCUCUCCUACCUCGCCGAGAUCUAGCCCUAGGGUUCGCCAACUUCACCGGCGGCGAGGAGCACGUCACCGGCGGCGAGCACAGGCGGAGGGCGAGGGGAGAGAGAGAGGGAGGAGGACAUGGGGCAGCAGUCGCUGAUCUACGCGUUCGUGGCCCGCGGCACGGUCAUCCUGGCCGAGUACACGGAGUUCACCGGCAACUUCACCACCAUCGCCUCCCAGUGCCUCAUGAAGCUCCCGGCGAGCAACAACAAGUUCACCUACAACUGCGACGGCCACACGUUCAACUACCUCGUGGAGGACGGCUUCACAUACUGUGUCGUAGCUGUUGAAUCAGUAGGGCGGCAGAUUCCCAUUGCAUUCUUGGAUAGAGUUAAGGAUGAUUUCACAAAAAGAUAUGCUGGUGGAAAAGCUGCUACUGCUGCUGCGAACAGCCUCAACCGAGAUUUUGGAUCGAAACUUAAAGAACACAUGCAGUACUGUGUGGAUCAUCCUGAAGAGAUUAGCAAGCUUGCGAAAGUGAAGGCACAAGUUUCAGAAGUCAAAGGAGUUAUGAUGGAAAAUAUUGAGAAGGUUCUUGAUCGUGGAGAGAAAAUUGAACUGCUCGUUGACAAGACCGAGAAUCUGCGUUCACAGGCCCAAGAUUUCAGGCAGGCAGGAACACAGGUAAGGAGAAAGAUGUGGCUGCAAAACAUGAAGAUCAAGCUGAUUGUUCUUGGCAUAAUAAUUGCGCUCAUCCUUAUCAUAAUCCUGUCCGUGUGCCAUGGAUUCAAAUGCAAGUAGGCAUAAAUUGACUCAUUCAACUGCACUUACAGUACUGCUUGCUUGGGGCAAAAAGGGGGGGAAAUUGGAGAGGUGUUUGGUUCUUUCUAGUUUGUGCUCUGGCUGGUUACGGCGCCUGAGUGUUUACGCUGUCGUGUCUGUUGAAUGCUGGUUGGUGACUCGGUCAGUGGGUUGUGGGUUGAAGUGUCGUGUAUUUUUGGAUGCUAUGUGUGUAUAGCUUGGAUUUUAACCUCCUUGUUCUAUUAUUAUUAUUAUAUGAUGAUUAGAUUCACUUAAUUGCC
This is a messenger RNA of Oryza sativa Japonica Group (Japanese rice), 1094 nucleotides long. Its product is annotated as vesicle-associated membrane protein 721. Gene Ontology annotation, cellular component: membrane. Gene Ontology annotation, biological process: vesicle-mediated transport. The record is from RefSeq and is a predicted model, not a curated record. NCBI's taxonomy places the organism in Eukaryota, Viridiplantae, Streptophyta, Magnoliopsida, Poales, Poaceae.